Molecule: messenger RNA, 1416 nt
Organism: Salvelinus fontinalis (brook trout)
Lineage: Eukaryota; Metazoa; Chordata; Actinopteri; Salmoniformes; Salmonidae
Exons: 1
Coding region: 1-1416 (471 amino acids)
Source: RefSeq, a predicted model, not a curated record
AUGUCCCUGGACUCAGGUCCAGGUCUGAGACAUGUCCCUGGACUCAUACCCCAGGCCCCAGGUCUGAGACAUGUCCCUGGACUCAUACCCUAUCCCCCAGCUCCAGGUCUGAGACAUGUCCCUGGACUCAUACCCCAGGCCCCAGGUCUGAGACAUGUCCCUGGACUCAUACACCAGCCCACAGCUCCAGGUCUGAGACAUGUCCCUGGACUCAUACCCCAUACCCCAUCCCCAGUCUUUUACCUCCGACCCCAUCCCUUGUCCUAUACCUCCGACCCCAUCCCCAGUCCUUUACCUCCGACCCCAUCCCCAGUCCUAUACCUCCGACCCCAUCCCCAGUCCUUUACCUCCGACCCCAUCCCCAGUCCUAUACCUCCGACCCCAUCCCCAGUCCUAUACCUCCGACCCCAUCCCCAGUCCUAUACCUCCGACCCCAUCCCCAGUCCUAUACCUCCGACCCCAUCCCCAGUCCUUUACCUCCGACCCCAUCCCCAGUCCUAUACCUCCGACCCCAUCCCCAGUCCUUUACCUCCGACCCUAUCCCCAGUACUAUACCUCCGACCCCAUCCCCAGUCCUAUACCUCUGACCCCAUCCCCAGUCCUAUACCUCCGACCCCAUCCCCAGUCCUAUACCUCCGACCCCAUCCCCAGUCCUAUACCUCCGACCCCAUCCCCAGUCCUAUACCUCCGACCCCAUCCCCAGUCCUUUACCUCCGACCCCAUCCCCAGUCCUAUACCUCCGACCCCAUCCCCAGUCCUUUACCUCCGACCCUAUCCCCAGUACUAUACCUCCGACCCCAUCCCCAGUCCUAUACCUCUGACCCCAUCCCCAGUCCUAUACCUCCGACCCCAUCCCCAGUCCUAUACCUCCGACCCCAUCCCCAGUCCUUUACCUCCGACCCCAUCCCCAGUCCUAUACCUCCGACCCAUCCCCAGUCCCAUACCUCCGACCCCAUCCCCAGUCCUUUACCUCCGACCCCAUCCCCAGUCCUAUACCUCCGACCCCAUCCCCAGUCCUUUACCUCCGACCCUAUCCCCAGUCCUAUACCACCGACCCCAUCCCCAGUCCUAUACCUCCGACCCCAUCCCCAGUCCUAUACCUCCGACCCCAUCCCCAGUCCUAUACCUCCGACCCCAUCCCCAGUCUUUUACCUCCGACCCAUCCCCAGUCCUUUACCUCCGACCCCAUCCCCAGUCCUAUACCUCCGACCCUAUCCCCAGUCCUAUACCUCCGACCCCAUCCCCAGUCUUUUACCUCCGACCCAUCCCCAGUCCUUUACCUCCGACCCCAUCCCCAGUCCUAUACCUCCGACCCCAUCCCCAGUCCUAUACCUCCGACCCCAUCCCCAGUCCUUUACCUCCGACCCCAUCCCCAGUCCUAUACCUCCGACCCCAUCCCCAGUCCUAUACCUCUGA